UCUGUUAGCUCCGCCUCCCGCGUACGUGCGGACGCAGCGUCCCUCCUCUCUCUUACUGCCGGCGCCAUCUUGAUUGCCUCGUGCUGGUGCGAAGCUGCUCAGUCAGACUCAUCAUGAAUCAAGAAAAACUAGCAAAGCUGCAAGCACAAGUCCGAAUAGGAGGCAAGGGUACAGCCCGCAGAAAGAAGAAGGUUGUACACAGAACAGCAACUGCUGAUGACAAAAAACUUCAGAGUUCUCUGAAGAAACUAGCAGUAAAUAAUAUUGCUGGCAUCGAGGAGGUGAACAUGAUAAAAGAUGAUGGCACAGUUAUCCAUUUCAACAAUCCCAAGGUCCAAGCUUCCCUCUCGGCAAACACGUUUGCAAUCACCGGCCACGCAGAAGUUAAACAGAUCACAGAAAUGCUCCCAGGGAUCCUGAGCCAGCUGGGCGCUGACAGUCUCACAAGUCUCCGCAAGUUAGCAGAACAGUUCCCCAGGCAGGUGUUGGAUAGUAAAGCGCCUAAACCAGAGGACAUAGAGGAGGAAGAUGAUGAUGUUCCUGAACUUGUAGAAAAUUUUGACGAAGCUUCCAAGAAUGAAGCAAAUUGAGAAGUGUAACCUGCUGAUCCUUGGAAAUUGACAUGGACUUGAUUUUGACAAAACGAAAAUCAGCUGUGCGGUUUCAAAGUUUUACAAGCAAAGAUCAUGUGUUAAUAGCUCCAUAAUAUAAAUAUUUUGUAUUUUAACGAUGCUACCGCAGCAUUUUUCUCGCUGAUUAUUUUGCGUUUUGCACUUCCCUGGGACUGGACCUUUUGGACAAAAUGGAUAAACAAAAUUUUAAUUUUACUGGCAACGUUUUUGUGUCUGCUCUAACAAUCAACUUGGAGAGCAGCAGGCUCCUAUAUAACAUCUGAUUUCUUGUCCCAUAUGUAGAAAUAAAACACUUCUUUAGAUUUUGUUAUAUUUAUUUUAAAUUGUGCUGGUGAAGUACUUUUUAAUUACAAGGCCUACAAAGGAAGGUUAUUGCCUAGAACUGUAUUUUUGGAGCAGCUAAAUUAAUGGGAAUUGAUGCGUAUUCUGUUGCCUUAUAACUGUUCAGAUGGCGUAUCCUGAUAAAAGUAAAAUUGGUCUUUUC
This is a messenger RNA of Pelobates fuscus (common spadefoot toad), 1116 nucleotides long. RefSeq names its product basic transcription factor 3 like 4 (gene BTF3L4). Lineage: Eukaryota; Metazoa; Chordata; Amphibia; Anura; Pelobatidae. The record is from RefSeq and is a predicted model, not a curated record. Bases 114 to 590 code for a protein of 158 amino acids. The transcript is spliced from 6 exons.